Letharia columbiana is the source of this 1275-nucleotide messenger RNA. RefSeq lists its product as uncharacterized. The record is from RefSeq and is a predicted model, not a curated record. The coding region runs from base 1 to 1275 and encodes 424 amino acids. Gene Ontology annotation, molecular function: hydrolase activity. The transcript is spliced from 2 exons. Lineage: Eukaryota; Fungi; Ascomycota; Lecanoromycetes; Lecanorales; Parmeliaceae.
AUGGCAGAGCAAUCACUCAUCAGCUUGCUGUCCGACAAACCGGAUCUUACAAGAUAUGAAACACUCUACAAACACUUUCACUCUCAUCCCGAACUUUCACUCCAAGAACGCGAGACGGCCUCAACCAUAGCUUCGCACCUCGAAUCUGUCAAAGCAGGAUAUGAACUUUUCAAAGCAAUCGGAGGGCAUGGAAUUGUUGGCGUCCUCAAGAAUGGCUCAGGCCCCACUGUCCUUUUACGCGCUGAUAUGGAUGGCCUUCCAGUCCUCGAAUUGACCGGUCUACCCUACGCAUCAAAGGUCACCAUGAAGGACAUAGCCGAUGGAAUUGAGAAACCCGUCAUGCACGCCUGUGGGCAUGACAUGCACAUAACAUGCCUACUUGCAGCGGCCGAGCACUUGGCCCAUAUCAAACAUGCUUGGAGCGGCACCUUGAUCGUCUUGUUUCAGCCGAAUGAGGAAAGAGCAGCAGGCGCCCAGGCUAUGGUAGACGAUGGUCUGUACGACAAAAUCCCUAUCCCUGAUUACGUUCUUGGACAACAUGUUCUGCCUUUGCGCGCAGGGCGUGUAGGCAACCGAAAAGGGGUGAUAAUGGGCGCCGCCGAUAGCUUCAAGAUUACGGUCUGGGGUAGGGGAGGUCAUGGCUCUAUGCCACAUCGUUCCGUUGACCCAGUGGUACUGGCAGCUAAUGUUAUACUCCGUCUACAAACUAUUGUUAGUCGUGAGGUAGACCCAUCGGAAAUGGCUGUGGUGACGGUGGGCAGUGUGCAGGCUGGGUCAACGGAGAACGUAAUUGCAGAUCAUGCCAUACUGAAAGUCAACAUCAGGACCGUUUCUCCACGCACGAGGGGGAAAGUGCUGGCUGCCAUGCGACGAAUUGUCAAGGCAGAAUGUGAAGCAAGCAACUCGCCGAAAGAGCCGCUUAUUGAGCCCACAACACGAUUUCCACCCACUGUCAAUAACGAGAACAUCGCUUGCCGCCUUGCUUCCUCUUUCACGGAAUUCUUUAAAGAAGAGUUCGACUCAGAGCAGCCUCCCACCAAUGGCAGUGAAGAUGUUUCCAUCCUGGCGUCAAGUAUAGGAAAGCCUUACAAUUUCUGGUUCUUUGGAGGCGUUGAUCAUGAACUAUGGGAUCGCGCCGAAAAAGAAGACAGACUCUUCGAGGACGUACCGGCUAACCACUCGGCGUUUUUUGGGCCUACUGUGCAGCCUACGUUGAGGGUAGGCUAUGAGGCUCUGUGUGUGGCCGCGUUGACAUUCUUGCGGAAGCCUCUGUAG